Molecule: messenger RNA, 1655 nt
Organism: Effrenium voratum
Lineage: Eukaryota; Dinophyceae; Suessiales; Symbiodiniaceae
Source: the annotation of a GenBank genome assembly
GAGGAAAGAGGUGGGAACGGAUGGGUUGACAUGUCGCAGAUCUCCUUUUUUUUUGCCAGCCAAAAGGGGUGUUCGGCAAAGAAAUGCGCGGCGCACGUCCAUUUACUCGUUUUGUCAACUCCCUGAGCCAUGAUUUUGAAAGCAGUUGAGCAAUGGCGGCGAGAAGUGAAGCGUUCAGCUGACAGUCGUUGCCAACAAAACGUGCAUGCCAGCAGCCUUUUCAGCUGCAGAAUGGACAUGGUGCAAGCCCUAGGAUGCCCGUGCCUGCACUGCAUCCACACCUUCACCGGACACACCAGUGCUGUCACAUCCAUGUGCAGUCUUGGCGGGGAUCUCUUUUGCAGCGCCAGCUGCGACAGAACCGUCAAGCUAUGGAGCUCCCGGACCAAAGACUGCGUGCACACCUUCACCGGACACACCAAUUGGGUCACAUCCGUGUGCAGUCUUGGCGGGGAUCUCUUUUGCAGCGGCAGCCACGACAGAACCGUCAAGCUAUGGAACUCCCGGACCAAAGACUGCAUCCACACCUUCACCGGACACACCACUGGGACGAAUCUAUCAAGCUAUGGAGCUCCCGAACCAAAGACUGCAUCCACACCUUCACCGGACACACCAGUGCUGUCACAUCCAUGUGCAGUCUUGGCGGGGAUCUCUUUUGCAGCGGCAGCUGGGACGAAUCUAUCAAGCUAUGGAAUGUCCCCCAGGCCCACGUGGCGCACGCCGCGACCUUGGCGAGCCAGAGUGGACUUCAGGAGGCGGCGAGUGCGGCCAAAGACACAGUGCGACCGCGAGAGGGCGAGACGAGAGCCGAGAAUCCACAUUUGAAGCCGCAGGAAGAGCCGCAGAUCGGCAUUCUUCCCACGACCAAGUGGGAAGACAUCUCACUGCAGCGAGGCUUACUGGAGGAGCUGCGGGCGAACGAUGGCAUAAGAGCAGUCUGCCGGGAGAUUGGUCGCAUUGCCAACGAUGUGGAAGUGAAGGCUCAAGAGCUGCCCUUUGUGGUAGCCGAGGACCUGGUGAAGAACAUCGGGGAGCACCAGCUGCAAGCCAUCCUUGCAUACACGCACGAUCUUCAGGCGCCGUCCGGCAAAGCCGGAAAUCUCUACUUCGAGCUGAACAACGCCCUCCGAAAGCGUGGGGUGGAAGACCGGGCUUCUAUGAUGAGGACCUGGGGCCCAUUUGUUUGCUAUGCAUUGAAGGGUAUGGGUCAGCUGCCUGCGCACCAAGGUGUGGUGUACCGGGGCAUGCCCGGAAAAGAUUUUGUGCUUAGCCAGUACAAGAAAGGGCGUCCCAUCCAGUGGGGCGCGUUUUCUUCCACAUCAACCUCCAAAGCCAGCUCCGUACAAUUCAUGGAGGCAGAUGGUGUCCUUCUGAAGAUCGAUGUUCAGAGCGGACGGAAGCUCGGUGCCAUCUCAUUUUUCCCCCAGGAGGAGGAGGUGAUACUGUCGCCCAACUGCAGAUUCGUAGUCACAUCCGAUUCCUACGAGCAAGAUGGAGUGACACUGGUGGACCUAGUGGAAACGACGACAGAUGCCUUCAUCUCCUGACUUGCUUGCGCUUUUGAUUUUGGUUUCACAAGAUAAGUUUCACAGCACUACGAGCACAUCCCCAGGGCGUCCGCAGCCCGCAGCCCGCAGGAAGCUUGCCGGACAGAG